AUGGCUUCUAACUUCCCUGUUCCUUCUGUCGCAGCUGCUGGUACUGCUCCUGCAAUCAGCACUGGUGCUCAAAUCCCUGCACCUGCUGCCAAUGCUACCCCGCUUCCUGCUCUUUCUCCACGUUCUCCAUCUGCGCCACAUCGUCCUGUGACAGCUUAUGAGGAAAAGAGUGUUACCACUGGUACUUUGAUUCUACAGGAUGGUACCAGUUACCAGGGUGUUUCUUUUGGUGCAGAGAAGAGUAUUUCUGGUGAAUGCGUUUUCCAGACAGGUAUGGUUGGCUAUCCCGAAUCAUUGACCGAUCCUUCCUACCGUGGCCAAAUCCUGGUCUUAACUUUCCCUCUGAUUGGUAACUAUGGUGUACCCAGCCGCACUGCAAUGGAUGAGCUCUUGAAGGAUAUCCCCAAAUACUUCGAAUCCAACGAGAUCCAUGUCGCUGGUUUGAUCGUCGGCAACUAUGCUCAAGAUUACUCUCAUUAUCUGGCCGAUUCUUCUCUUUCAGUUUGGCUUAAGGAGAACAAUAUUCCUGCCCUUUACGGUAUUGAUACUCGUGCUAUGACAAAGAAGAUCCGUACUCAGGGUGUUCUUCUGGGUAAAAUUCUUUUCCCCAAGUCUCUGGCCACAAGUACUGUUGAUGCAGCUGCCUCUGCCCUUGGUUUAACCGCUUCAUCAAACGCCUCUUCCUCUGAACGUUGGAUGGCUGAUUAUGAAGAUGUAGAAUGGGUUGAUCCCAACAAGAGAAACUUGGUAGCAGAAGUUUCUAUUAAGGAACCCAAAAUUUACUACCCUGAUCCCGCAAAAGCCAUUAAAGUCCCUAGUGGACGUACAAUGCGUAUUAUUGCUGUGGAUAUCGGUAUGAAGUACAAUCAAAUUCGUUGUUUCGUUUUCCGCGGUGUCGAAUUAAAAGUCGUUCCUUGGGAUUAUGAUUUCAAUGCAGAGCCUGUUGAUUCUUACGAUGGUCUCUUCCUUUCUAACGGUCCAGGUGAUCCAGUUACCAUUGAUACUACCAUAAAAAAUACUGCUAAAUUCAUCAAAGAUCUCAAAAAACCUGUCUUUGGUAUUUGUUUGGGUCACCAAGUUAUGGCUUUGGCUGCUGGCGCCAAAACAAAGAAGAUGAAAUAUGGUAAUCGUGGUCAAAACAUCCCUUGUACCAAUUUACUUUCUGGUCGUUGUUAUAUCACAUCUCAGAAUCAUGGUUACGCUGUCGAUGCUUCCACUCUUCCCGAAGAUUACCAAGAAUUAUUUGUCAAUGCAAAUGACGGUUCAAAUGAAGGUACUAUUCAUAAGAGUCUUCCUAUCUUCUCAGUUCAAUUCCAUCCUGAAUCCACUCCUGGUCCCCGUGAUACUGAGUUCCUUUUUGAUGUCUUCCUUAACACUGCUAAGGAAUGCCUUGAAAAGAAGUCUCUUGUACGUAUCAACAUGCCCGGUGGUGAUAUUGUAGAAAAUAGAAACAAGAACCCCAGAGUUCAUGUCAAUAAGGUUCUUGUUUUGGGUUCUGGUGGUCUUUCUAUCGGGCAAGCUGGUGAAUUCGAUUACUCUGGCUCUCAAGCCAUCAAGGCUUUGAAAGAAGAAGGCAUUUAUACAGUGCUUAUCAACCCUAACAUUGCUACUAUUCAAACUUCCAAAGGUUUAGCUGAUAAGGUCUAUUUCUUACCUGUUACACCUGAAUUUGUACGCAAGGUUAUCCAAUUCGAAAAACCUGAUGGUAUUUAUGUCACUUUUGGUGGUCAAACAGCCUUAAGUGUUGGUAUUGCUUUGAAGGACGAAUUUGAAGCUUUAGGUGUUAAGGUUCUUGGUACACCUAUCGAUACUAUUAUUACUACUGAGGAUCGUGAUCUCUUCGCUCAAGCACUAUAUGAAAUCGAUGAAAAGUGUGCUCAAUCCUCUUCUGCUGUCUGUGUUGAUGAAGCUCUCGCCGCCGCUAAGGAAAUCGGCUAUCCUGUAAUUUGCCGUGCUGCUUAUGCUCUUGGUGGUCUUGGCUCUGGUUUCGCUGAUAAUGAGGCCGAACUCGUCGCACUCUGUAAUAAGGCUUUUGCUACUUCACCUCAGGUUUUAAUUGAAAAAUCCAUGAAAGGUUGGAAGGAAAUUGAAUAUGAAGUUGUUCGUGAUUGUCAAGAUAAUUGUAUUACCGUUUGUAAUAUGGAAAAUUUCGAUCCUCUUGGUAUCCAUACUGGUGACUCCAUUGUCGUUGCUCCUUCUCAAACUCUUUCUGAUGAAGACUACAAUAUGCUUCGUACUACUGCUGUAAAUGUCAUUCGUCAUUUGGGUGUCGUAGGUGAAUGUAACAUUCAAUAUGCUUUGAAUCCAUUCUCUAAAGAAUAUUGUAUCAUUGAAGUCAAUGCUCGUUUGUCCCGUUCUUCGGCCCUCGCUUCUAAAGCCACAGGUUACCCUCUUGCUUUCGUCGCUGCCAAACUUGGCUUGGGUAUUCCUUUGAAUGAAAUCAAAAACAGUGUCACCAAGGUUACCUGUGCAUGUUUCGAACCUUCUCUUGAUUAUGUUGUUGUCAAGAUUCCCCGUUGGGAUCUCAAAAAGUUCAAUCGUGUUAGUACUGCACUUUCAUCAUCUAUGAAGUCUGUUGGUGAAGUGAUGGCUAUUGGCCGUACAUUUGAAGAGACAAUUCAGAAGGCCAUUCGUGCUAUUGAUUACAACUUCAUGGGCUUUAGUCAGAAUGACUUUGUAGCUGAUGACGAAAUCGAUUACGAGUUAACCAACCCUUCUCAUCAACGUCUAUUCGCUAUUGCUAAUGCAAUGUUUAAGGGUUAUAGUGUUGAUAAGAUCUGGGAAAUGACAAAGAUUGACAAAUGGUUCCUUAACAAAUUGAUGCACAUUGUCUCCUUGGGUAACCGUCUGGAUGGAUUCAACAAAUCCAAUGUUCCUGGUAACUUGUUACGUUCCGCCAAACAACUCGGUUUUUCAGAUCGUCAAAUUGCCAACCAUUUAAACAGCAACGAAUUCGCUAUCAGGAAACUUCGUCAAGAGUAUGGCGUUACUCCUUUCGUUAAACAAAUUGAUACAGUCGCUGCCGAGUUCCCUGCUUUCACCAACUAUCUAUACAUGACAUACAAUGCUGUUGAGCACGAUAUUGACUUUAAUGAUAAGGGUAUCAUGGUUUUGGGUUCAGGUGUAUAUCGUAUCGGUUCAUCUGUUGAGUUUGAUUGGUGCGCUGUUCGUGCAGUUAGAACCAUUCGUGAACAAGGUAUUAAGACUGUUAUGGUCAAUUACAAUCCUGAAACAGUCUCUACUGAUUAUGAUGAAGCUGAUCGCUUGUACUUCGAAAACAUCAAUUUGGAACGUGUUUUGGAUAUCUAUGAAAUUGAAAAAUCCAGUGGUGUCCUUAUGUCCAUGGGUGGUCAAACACCCAAUAAUAUUGCUCUGCCUUUGUACCGUCAAAAUGUUAAGGUUCUUGGUACCUCACCUGAAAUGAUUGAUAAUGCUGAAAAUCGCUAUAAAUUCUCAAGAAUGUGUGAUAGUAUUGGCGUUGAUCAACCUCUUUGGAAAGAACUGACCAGUUUUGAAGAAGCAGAAGUUUUUUGUGAACGUGUUGGCUUCCCUGUUUUGGUCAGACCCUCAUAUGUUCUUUCUGGAGCUGCCAUGAAUGUCGUCUUUUCUAAGGAUGAUCUUGAGUCCUACUUGAAGGAAGCCGCUGCUGUAUCCCGCGAUCAUCCUGUUGUUAUUACCAAGUAUAUCGAGGAAGCAAAGGAAGUUGAUGUUGAUGCCGUUGCCCUUGAUGGUAAAUUGAUCAAUCACGUCAUUUCAGAACACGUUGAAAAUGCUGGUGUCCAUUCUGGUGAUGCCACUUUAGUCUUACCUCCUCAAGAUCUUGAUCCGGAAACCAUUCGUAAGAUUGAAGAUGCUACUGCCAAGAUUGGUCGUGCAUUGAAUAUCACUGGUCCUUUCAAUAUCCAAUUCAUUGCUAAGAACAAUGAAAUCAAGGUCAUUGAAUGUAAUGUUCGUGCUGCUCGUUCAUCUCCUUUUGUUUCUAAGGUUAUGGGUGUUGAUAUGAUUGAAAUGGCUACUCUUGCUAUGCUUGGUCUUCCUGUUACACCUUAUCCUAAGGUUGAUGUUCCCAAAGAUUAUGUUGGUGUCAAGGUUCCUCAAUUCUCUUUCAGUCGUUUAUCUGGCGCCGAUCCUGUUUUGGGUGUUGAAAUGGCUUCAACUGGUGAAGUAGCUUGUUUCGGUAAAAACAAAUACGAAGCUUAUUUAAAGGCUCUAUUGGCAACUGGCUUUGUUUUACCGAAGAAGAACAUCUUGCUUUCCAUUGGUUCCUAUAAGGAAAAAUUGGAAUUGCUUCCAUCUGUCAAGAAAUUGCAUGAACUUGGUUAUAACCUCUUUGCUACCACAGGUACUGCCGAUUUUAUUUCGGAACAUAACAUUCCCGUCAAGCAUCUCGAUCUUUUGGAUGGCGAUGUCGAUGACAAGCUUAAAGCUGAAUAUUCGCUUCAGCAACAUUUGUCCAAUAACUUGAUUGAUUUGUACAUCAACUUGCCUUCUAGAAACCGUUUCCGUAGACCUGCUUCUUACAUGUCCAAGGGUUAUCGAUCUCGCCGUAUGGCUGUUGAUUAUUCCACUCCUCUUUUGACGAACGUCAAGUGCGCCAAAUUGUUUGUAGAGGCUCUUGCUCGUAAGAAGGAAUUCGAAAUUCUUGGUGUAGAUUUUAAGAGUAGCAGCAACACAGCUACCCUUCCUGGCCUCUUCAAUAUCAAUGCUCAUAUUCCUUCUUUGAACGACCUUGCUUCUGUUACCAAGGAAUCACUCAAGUCUGGUAUUACUACCGUUGCUAUCAAUUGUCCUGAUGUAAUCAACAUGUCAUCUGUUGAACAAUUAUCUAGUGCCGCUCAAAAGGCAUCAAGUGCUGACUACUUGAUCUAUGCAACUGCAACUGUUGACAAUGCAGACAAAUUCGAUACCGUUGCUUCUUCUGUUGCUGCUGCUUAUGUCAACACUAAUAAGAUUGGCAACGGUAAUGUUUCUGUUUACGAUUCCGUGUUUGAUUCUUGGCCUAGAGACCGCAUUAUUGUUACCGAAGCUAAAGGUACUGAUCUCGCUUCAAUCUUGUUGCUUGCUUCCAUUCAUGGUCAUGUGCUUCAUGUUUCCAAUGUCACUAGCAAGGAUGAUUUGGCUUUGAUUGAAAUGACUAAAAAUAAGGGUUUGAAAGUGACUUGCGAUGUCUCAGUCUAUUCUCUCUUCCUCAAUAAUGCUGAACUUGAGUCCAAGUUGUUGCCCUCUCCUGCGGAUCAAGAAGGAUUAUGGAAGAAAUUGGAUGUCAUUGAUUGCUUCUCUUUGGGUCCUAACCCCAGUCCUUCUGAAAAAUCUGCCAUUGAAGGAAUUGCCGAAGGCUUGCCUUUACUCUUAACUGCAGUUGCUGACGGAAGAUUGUCUAUUCAAGAUAUUGCUGAACGUAUGAAUGAAAACCCUCGUCGUAUCUUUGGUCUUCCUGCUCAGUCUGAUACCUAUGUUGAAGUUGAAUUAGAUCGUGCCAAGACAUGGAGCUGUGGCCCACUUGCCGGCAAGAAGAUUCGUGGUUCUGUUAGCCGUGUUGUUGUCAAUGGUGUAACAGUCUUCAUGGAUGGUGUAUUCAGACAAGAUGGUAUUGUCGGUCGUGAUUUAUCCGCUCAAGCCAAGGCAUCUGCAUCCGUUAGCGUUUUGAAGAAGAAGGCUGAAGCCGCUUCAACCACUUCUGCCGCUAACAUUACUGAUGUUCCUGAAAGAGCACCUGAAGCUAAAUCCUCUCAGCAUCUUGACUCCAUCAAAUUGGCUGGUGCUAGCGAUCAACAAUUGGUGCCUUUUGCCUCUCCUACUUAUGAACUUCCUGCUUCUCUCAUCCGUGUAUUCAACCGUUCACCGUUUUACCGCAAGCACAUCUUACGUUCCAAACAAUUUGACCGUAACGAUCUUCAUUUGCUCUUUGGUGUUGCCCACGAAAUGCGUAACCUCGUUGAAUUGUACGGUUCUAUCAAUUUGUUACAAGGUCGCGUAAUGAGUACUAUGUUCUUCGAACCCUCCACUCGUACAUCAUCCUCUUUUGAAGCUGCCAUGUAUCGUUUGGGUGGUAAGGUUGUAUCUAUCAGUGCAGCAACUUCCUCUGUUCAGAAGGGUGAGUCUCUUGCAGAUACCGUCCGUACUCUUGGUUGUUACUCUGAUGUCAUUGUCCUUCGUCAUCCUCAGCACGGUAGCGCUCAAAUUGCUGCCAAGUACUCAAAGGUACCUAUCAUCAAUGCUGGUGAUGGUAUUGGUGAACACCCUACCCAAGCUUUCUUGGAUGUCUUUACUAUCCGUGAAGAAUUAGGUACUGUCAAUGGUUUAACCAUUACUUUGGUUGGUGAUUUGAAGAAUGGUCGUACUGUUCACUCCUUGGCUAAAAUCUUGGCUUAUUACCAAGUCACUAUCAACUAUGUCUGCCCUGAUUCCCUGUCAAUGCCCAAGGAUGUCAUGGAAGAAGUCGCUGCUGCUGGUGUUAAGCAGAAUGUAUAUACCACUCUUGAUGAAGUUAUUGGCUCCACUGAUGUUUUGUAUAUGACCCGUGUUCAAAAGGAACGUUUCAGCAACGACGAAGAAUACCACCGUGUUAAGGACUCUUUCAUUUUGAAUAACGACGUUUUAAGUAAGGCGAAGGCUCAAAUGAUUGUCAUGCAUCCUCUUCCUCGUGUAAAUGAAAUUGAACCAGAAGUCGAUUUCGACCAAAGAGCCGCUUAUUUCCGACAAAUGAGAUAUGGCCUUUAUGUCAGAAUGGCAUUGCUUACUCUUGUUAUGGGUUCCCAACGCCGUUAA
Messenger RNA from Mycotypha africana, 6768 nucleotides. RefSeq lists its product as uncharacterized. Gene Ontology annotation, molecular function: metal ion binding; amino acid binding; carbamoyl-phosphate synthase (glutamine-hydrolyzing) activity. NCBI's taxonomy places the organism in Eukaryota, Fungi, Mucoromycota, Mucoromycetes, Mucorales, Mycotyphaceae. The record is from RefSeq and is a predicted model, not a curated record. The coding region runs from base 1 to 6768 and encodes 2255 amino acids. Gene Ontology annotation, cellular component: cytoplasm. Gene Ontology annotation, biological process: L-glutamine metabolic process; 'de novo' pyrimidine nucleobase biosynthetic process. The transcript is spliced from 3 exons.